Molecule: messenger RNA, 1353 nt
Organism: Neoarthrinium moseri
Lineage: Eukaryota; Fungi; Ascomycota; Sordariomycetes; Amphisphaeriales; Apiosporaceae
Exons: 2
Coding region: 1-1353 (450 amino acids)
Molecular function (GO): zinc ion binding
Source: RefSeq, a predicted model, not a curated record
AUGCCUCGAAGGAAGACCACCACGUUCGGGACGUCGGACAGCCCGACCAAGCAGCCACUGGACGGGCUCUUCACCAACGGUCAAUGGUACUGCAAUUGCCAACCCCGCCUGCCCGCGAUCCAAUUCCAGGUCAAGAAGAAGACCAAAAACAAGGGCCGCUGGUUCUACACCUGCCAGGUCGACAAGACAAAGGGCAAGACGGGCGAGCCCCAGAACUGCGGCUUCUUUCUUUGGGCAGAAAAUGCGCGCCAACGCGAGGAGGGUGCCGUACUCGGCAACUCGACCACCGAACCCGGCGGUACCCAAGCCGGCAGCCUUCGGACCCCAAAGAAGCUCGUACAGACAACACUGAGCGCCAGCGUAACCCCUCGCGAAGAAGGGCCGCGGCACUGGACACAUCGAACCGAUGUCACGCCCAUUGCGGAGCUGGAGAAACAAAUCGGCGGCGGCACCAGUGCUGGCACUGGUGACACAGCACAGAGCAGCAGAACCCUGCAGCAGGGUACGGCUGCGAGCGGCAGUAAGACUACCGCGAGCUCGCGAACGCUGGACCACGACUUUAACGAGAGCGAUCUCGAUACAGAUGACGAGGGGGUGAACAUGAUUGCGGAGUCGGCGAGCAAAGCUGCAAGCCUGCCUGGUAAGACGCCAACCGCACAGGACCAGACGCCAUCAGCAGCGAUGGGCUCGAAGCGAAAGCGACCCAUCUUUGGCGAGGAUAACGAUGAUUUGUUUGGGGAGACGGACUCCGAUGAGGAGCGGCAGCUAGCCGCUAUCACGGAUUCCUCUAGUCAGGGUCGCGAGCGCACGAGGCAUGCAUUCACAACGCCGGCGGCGCGCAGAUCGACUGACAUUGCGGCCGGGAUGCCGACACCGUCGCUCACGGACAAGCCGGUCAGGCGCGUAUUGUUCGCAGACUCUGAGACACCGGCCAACAUUGGCACCCACAAGCGACAACGCGUAGACGAUUCCGGAGGGUACGCCAAUGUAGGUGUCCCGUCUACGCCGUCGUCAUCACAGGACGCUGCCAUGCCUUCCUCAUCUCCAAACACGCCUGGGACACCAGGCGCCUCUCUUGGAAAUAUCACUGGGGAGAUCAUGGAGUUGCUGAAAGGUCAAGCUGUUGACGAGAAGGUGUUACGGCAGGUGAAGAUGGCGCUGGAGAAGUACGCAGCAAAGGCGAAAGGCAUCGAGCUCGGGAGGGAUGCCAGCCGGAAGGCGGUCAAGAACGCCGAUGCACGAAUCGCGCAGCUGCAGAUGCGGGUCGCAGAUCUGGAGAACAAGAGGAAGCUCGACGCGGAUGCGAGAAGGAAGAUGAAGGCCGGGUUGAUGGAGCUGUACACCGGGAACUAG